GAGCUCGUGCAAACCGAACAUGUUGUCAGCGCCACCGGAGUGACCGACACCAAGCGGGACUUGUGUUAGAUCACCGUUCAGCACCCACACAGCAGCUGCUCCUUAUUAACGGGAGCACUCCGGGUCUCUGGAAUUAUAAAUACGAUCUCCGGGAUAAAAGUCUCAGAAGAGCGAUUCUGAAUGAGCGACGGCGCGCGUUCACGUGACGCGCGAGGAUCCUGUGCGCGCGACUGGUGUAACGGCGGCGGCGGCGGCGCUUCAACACUCUACGCCGGUCCACCACGAGCGCCGGUCAGAGUAAAAGGCACUUGACGCAACAUCAACGGAGGAGGCGCACUCAAGCCAUUCCAACUUUUCUUCUCUCCUAUUCCCAGGACUAAGAGGAUCCACAGCGGUCCUGCAUCAUGCCUCGCUCCCGGCGUCUCUGAUCCAUUUCCACAUCGUAGUAUGAGAGAACCAUGAGCACUGUGGAGGAAGAACCGGAUCACAUGAUACCAUGAAGAGAAGCCUGCAGGUCCUGCCUAACCAGCUGCUGAGCAUUCUUCUUAUCCUGUCAGUACCAGAGAAGCUGGUAUCCUUUGCACAGGUGCUCUCCCCCAGCUGGACACCACGGAGCCUUGUCUCUAUGUUACAUUCAUCAAGCCCACCUGGCUGGUGGAAGGGGUCUAGUACUGGUGACCAGCCCAUUUUCAGAGGUCGCAAUGCACCAAUAUCUACUCUGGCAUUCCUAAUGCCUCACCUGGAUCACACCACCACAGUUAAGACUAACUUUGUCCCAAGUCCAAUGCCAAGUAUUGAAUUAAGAGAAAAUCCCUACAGAACUGGGUUCCAGAAGGCUGUUAGACCUAAUUCUAACGGAAACAGCCCCAGAUCUAUCAUUGCACCCUCCAUGGUGUGGAAUUCCAGUGCUAUUUCUCAGAACCUAUCCAUAAAGACUUCAGUUAUCAGUAGGCGGCCACGAAGCAGGAUGAACCAAAAUGGGUCGGUCAGUAGAAAGCAGAAGGUAUCUAUGGAGUCAGACUCUCAUGUGGCCUCUGCUGCUGAGCAUUCCCAACGAAGGUCCAUAAAUGUUUUGAAGCAAGUAAGGUCCAUUGAUAACACCCAAGUGAUGAGUGUUGAAGAGCUAACCACCCCCACUUACCCUUACUCUUCAAUGAUGUCAUUGUUAUUAUCCAUCCCUCCUAUGCCACUGGAGAAAAGCUUCAGGCAGCACGUUCAUGCCAUCAAACAGCGUAGUGCUGCCACUCUUUCUGAAAAGAAUACUCAGUAUACUGAGUCACAAUCGCAGACACCUGAUCAGACCACACAUUUUCCUCUGAAAGCAACCGAGUACUCGAAAACAAAUAAAGUUACCUACCCUACAGAGUUUGCCAGCCUUCUUAUGAACAGCAGCUCAGCAAAAACAUUAGGUGGCACAAAUACUCCUGCUUACAUAACCAGUGAUGCUUUCUUCCUCAAGAGUAGUGUGACAGAUACAAGCACUCGCUCCAAUGAUGGAAAUUUAGGUACAUUGUUGAAUAAUUCUCCACUGAGAAAUGAUUCAAGUGUGAGUAGAAUGCCUACGACCCCACGAGGGACCAUGGGCUCAGGGAACCAAUCGGGCCCUGAUCUUGAUUCAGACAAUAACCGUGCCACCAUUUGCCUGACCAAAAUGGACAUUGUAUGGGUGGUGCUUGCCAUCAGUGUGCCUGUAUCCUCCUGCUCUGUUCUGCUGACAGUGUGCUGCAUGAGAAAGAAGAAAAAGUCAACCAGCCAUGAGAACAACCUUAGCUAUUGGAACAACACCAUCACCAUGGAUUACUUCAAUCGGCAUGCUGUGGAGCUCCCUCGUGAGAUACUGCCACUGGAAACUGUUGAUGAGCGGGAGACAUGCCUACCCCCUAAUGGUGACUACAGCGACAGUGGUGUUGUGCUGGUUAACCCUUUUUGCCAAGAGACUCUCUUCAUCAACAGAGACAAGGCCUCUGACAUCUGAGCAUGUCACCAUUAUCACAGCUUGUCUGUUUCUUUUCUCUUUCCCAAAGGUUUUUUUUUUAUAUAUAUAAUUUGGUGGAUCUUCAGAGACAGAGCUUAUAUAUAUAUAUAUAUAGAUAUAUAUAUAUAUAUAUAUAUAUAUAUAUAUAUAUAUAUAUAUAUAUAUAUAUAUAUAUAUAUAUAUAUAUAUAAAAGAUAUAUAUAAGAUAUAUAGACAAGUUUAAAAAGACAAAUGAAUGAAUUAAGAGCACUCUUGCUGUAAGGGUAAGCCCCCUUACAUAUUUUUUCCUGAUGUACAUUUUCUACAGAUACUUAAUUGUGAUAAGGGUUUUUAUGUAUUUUUUGGAUAAAAGCAGUGUGUGUGGUUUCUGUGGUGUUCACGUGGCUUGGAAUAUAAAGCAAUGCAAUGUAUGCUGUAAUGAUGUGUGUGAUCUUACCCAAAACACUUAAAAACUUAAAAGCCUGAUGAACUUGAAUCGCCUGUGUGUAUAGUGAUGCAAAAGCAGAUAGCAGUGGGUAUGUGCCUGGGUUCAGGGAGGUACCUAAACCCUGUGUAAUCACUGGAAGAAAAGCGGUAGUGGGUUAUGUCAUGAGACAGAAGAAUUUAUGUAGUAGUGGGUUAUGUCAUGAGACAGAAGAAAAAGAGUUUUUGCCCUUAUGAGUCACCAGCACAGGGACUAUUCGAAAAGUCUGUAAGUCCCUUUGUAGACAGCACUGUGUUUCUGUGUCCAGUUACAUCUGGAUUCUCACGUUUAAACACCUGCGUGUGUGUGUGUGUGUGUGUGUGUGUGUGUGUGUGUGUGUGUGUGUGUGUGUGUGUGUGUGUGUGUGUGUGUGUGUGUGAGAGAGAGAGAGAGAGAGAGAGAGAGAGAGAGAGAGAGAGAGAGAGAGAGAGUGUAAGAGAGCAUGUGUGUGUGUGUGUGUGUGUGUGUGUGUUAGAUUAGGGAUCAUAUUCUUUACAGCAUCUCUAAAUUAAAAAUGAAUUCUAGUGUUCAAACUUCGUACAAAUCUCCUAUUUUUAAACACGAUUAUAUUAGCUUGCUUUGUUAAUGUUAGCUGUGUUGGGCAGUUCUGUAUCCUCACAUGCUUAAACUCUUUUUGUUGUUCUUUUGUUUUAUUUUUAUAAAUACAGCGGCACUUUUAUUAGCCCAAAAUAAUAUGGUAUCAGUGUCUCAUAUGAUCCCUCAUGACAAAAAAAAAUCAGUUGUUUUUAAAAAGGCUGAGAAUGCUUCACAAUGUGUGGAAGGAAGAAGCCCCCUUUUGUCUGUUUGUGUGUCUUUCUGCCUUUACAAUUGUUUUAUUGUGAGCACUGAGGUUUGUCCAAUCUUGGACUGUAUUGUUUAUGCUGAAAGAUUCUGACCAAAAGUUGUCACUCUGUAGUUCUCCUCUGGUGUUUAUUGCUGUAUUGUACAGUUGUUUUUUUUUUUUUUGAUGAUUAUGAGUAUAAAACACUGGAUGUAUUAGAGUAAAAAUAUUAGACUAAGUGAUCAAAUCAGAGAAAAUAUUUUAUACUGCAAUAUUUACUUUGAGCAUAUGUAUGAACAUAUUGUUAUUCAGUCAGUCUUUCAGUAAAUCAGUACCACUUAUUGAAUCAGCUCAGUAACAGUUUUUGUUGUCAUGUACUGAUUUCAAUGCCUUUUUUACUGUUAAUUUUUAUUAUUAUUUUUUUUUAUCUUUUAUCAUCCUGAUAUUUUUAUUUUACAUUUAGGAAGGAUAUGUAGGAGGGAUAUCAGGUUUAUUGCUUUACAGUCUUAUUAGCAGAGGGAAUCAUAUUUUCAACUUAUUUUGUAUUGUAGCACAUACACUGUACUUUUUACUGCUGAGCAAUAAAAGAAAAAAUGGUU
This is a messenger RNA of Tachysurus fulvidraco (yellow catfish), 3818 nucleotides long. It is a transcript of the gene tmem108, whose product is annotated as transmembrane protein 108. The record is from RefSeq and is a predicted model, not a curated record. Lineage: Eukaryota; Metazoa; Chordata; Actinopteri; Siluriformes; Bagridae. The transcript is spliced from 6 exons. Gene Ontology annotation, biological process: postsynaptic density organization; retrograde axonal transport; dendrite extension. The coding region runs from base 497 to 1975 and encodes 492 amino acids. Gene Ontology annotation, cellular component: axon; endosome membrane; early endosome.